AAGCAUCGGCUUGUAAGUGGCUUGGAAGUGAAAAUUAUCAUUUCAUAAUUCAUUUGCUUCGAAUGUAUUUAGUGUAGCAAAUUAAUCGUUGCUGUGCAAAUUGUGUUUUGUGCCCAGUCGAAACAACCAAUGGCAGAAAAUCAAUCUAUCAACCAGGAGGAACCGUAUUGGCAUCGGCUUGUGCUGAGAUGGGUUUCAUGUGCUCAACUGAACGCCGGCCUCGGUAACCACAAUCUAGCUACAUGCUACUACAAUUUCCGAUGCAAGAUCAAAGACCAUCAUGAUUUGCAGGAAAGCACAGUAGUGGAAUUUCUGCGCGUAAAGUUUCCACACUUCGAGCUGCAACUGGGGAAGGCAAAUGCAAUACCGGAAAGCGAUGAUAUUUAUGUGUUUUCGUUGAUGCUCUAUUUUUCCUGCGUUCGGCACUCGAUACCGUAUUUCCAAAACAUAUGCCAACAGUUGGAUGUUGCAUACCAGCACAGCAUAAAAGCGUUUCUGAACUCAUUCGUUCCGGAAAAUGACAAUAAGAUCAUUAUUAACCGUGCAUUCAUGGAUAAAGCCUUUCAAAACGCCAAGCGAUCAGCUACCGUAUUAAGCGAAGAUUCAUGUAAUAGACGAGAUCAUAGCCAAAACGGCGUACAGAUGCUCACAAGCACACCAAUCGGAAAGCUCGAAAUGAAGAAACCGUCACCACCGACACCGAAAAGCGUAGCGCUUGAAUGGAAGGUAAAAAAUCUCCACGCAAUGCUAGAAUCUGCCAGAACGGAAAACAUUGUCCAGGAAAGACAAAUCGAGCAAUUGCUGCUAAAUGUUAAGGAGCUACAGGAAGAUAAAAAAAGGUACCAGUCAAAAAUAAGCGCUUUACAGCUGAAGGAAACAUGCGCGUGUGCGAGCAAUUCUGCGGAGCUCUCACAUCCUACCAGCAGAGCAACGGAACAACUGCAAAAACAAAUUGAAAUAAACAUUAAGAUCAUAGAGGAACAGCAAGAAGAAAUUAACCGGGCAAGGGAAAACGCAAAGACAGCAAUGGAACGACACAUGGCAUUAAAAAAGCAAUACGCAACGGUUCGGGAAGAUAAUCAGCGAUUGAAGAUUUCGGUAGAUGAUUUAAAAGAGGAGCUUAUUUUAAGGGAUAAUAUCAAUCAAAAUCUCACUGAGGCCGUUAACGAUUUGCGACGCUUUAUACGGGAAAAUCAUAUUGGGGGCGCUGCGUUGAUUGAACCGCUGGAGAGCUCAUUUGAGUAUUUGGACAAGUCUUUUAAAAAUAUGACAUCUGACGAUAGUCAAUAUUGUGACUCGGAGAACCUGGCAUCUACAGUGAUAGACAUCAAAUUGAAAGAGAAAGAGCAUGAAAAUGAAGAGCUGACAAAGAAAAUACAAGACUUGGAAGAUAAAAUACAAGAUUUACAACGUUCGCACAAUGAAAUACUCGAACAACAGCAAACAGAAUCAAACGCGAAGAUUACCGAAAUUCAACGAUCGUUGGUUGAGUCAGAAAAAAUUAAAACGCUACUGACGCGCGAUCUCGACAAGCAUAAAAUGGAUAAAGAAGCUUUGAUUGGACAGUUGAAGUCCUUAAAGCAGUUACAGAUUGAAGAAAUUGAACGACUACAGGGCGAGAUGAAAGAACAAUCUACAGAGCUUCAACGACGUGUAGACGAAGCGGAAGAAAGUAAAACGCACCUUGAAAUCGAACUCAAGAAGGAAAUGACAAAGACACAGAAUCUUAGACUCGAAGAGGUGAAUGAAAAAAUUCUGAAACUUCGACAAACAGCAGCUGAUGCAGUGAACGACAGAUUACAACUCACAACCAGUAUCGAGAAAGGCGAAGCUAGGAUAGCAGAUCUGAUUGCCCAGUUAGCGUCGCACAAGAAAAUGCAGAUCGAUGAACGUGAGCGUAUGCAGACUGAGAUGAACCAGAAAACUACAGAGCUUCAACUAUGUCUGCAUACGGCAGAGGAAAGUAAAACGUGCCUGAUAAGCGAACUGAUGCAGGAACAAUCAAAGACUCACGAUCUGAAUCGUGAACUCGAUAAGCAAAAAAAUCUGCAGGCGGACAUGGAUGAGAAAACUAUAAGGCUAGGACAAGCAUUAGCUGACGCAGAGAAGAGCCAGUUGCAAAUUACCAUCAAUCUCGAGCAGGUUAAAGCUGAAAGAGAAGAUUUGGUUGAACAAUUGAAGUCCUUGAAGCAGCUACAGAUUGAAGAAACUGAACGACUGCAGGUAGAGAUGAAGGAGAAAACUACAGAAAUGCAACGACGUUUAGAUGAAGCAGAAGAAAGCAAAACGCACCUUGAAAACAAGCUUAAGAAAGCACAGUCAAUUAAGCAAGAUCUGCAUCAUGAAUUAAAUCGAAUGAAUGAACAAAUUGCAGAACUCCGGCAAACAGUAGCUGAUGCCGCAAACGACAGAAUACAACUCACAACCAGUAUCGAGAAAGGUGAAACUAGGAUAGCAGAUCUGAUUGCCCAGUUAGCGUCGCACAAGAAAAUGCAGAUCGAUGAACGUGAGCGUAUGCAGACUGAGAUGAACCAGAAAACUACAGAUCUUCAACGAUGUAUAGACACGGCAGAGGAAAGCAAAAUUUGUCUGGCUGACGAACUGAAGAAGAAAGAGGCAAAUACACAGGAUCUGAAUCGGGAACUCGCCCUGCAACGAAAUCUGCUAGCUGACAGCACUGAGCAAAAUACAUCGCUUCGACAAGCGUUAGCUGACGCAGAGAAGAGCCAGUUGCAAAUCAUCCUCAAUCUCGAACAGGUUAAAGCUGAAAGAGAAGAUUUGGUUGAACAAUUGAAGUCCUUGAAGCAGCUACAGAUUGAAGAAACUGAACGACUGCAGGUAGAGAUGAAGGAGAAAACUACAGAGCUGCAACGACGUUUAUAUGACGCAGAAAAGAAUAACAUUUGUCUUACAGGCGAUCUUGAAAAGGGCAAAGCUAAAAUAGACGAUCUGACAUGUCAGCUAGAGUCACAAAAGAAAAUACAGAUCGAGGAAUGUGAGCGUUUGCAAGCUGAGAUGAAUAUAAAAACUACAGAGCUCCAACGGAAUUUAAACUCUGCAGAGGAAAGCAAAACGUGUUUGACAGGCGAACUAAAGCAAGAACGGACAAAGACACAGGAUUUGGACCGGGAACUCGUCAUUCAACACAACCUGCAGGCUGAUAUGAUAAAACAAAUUGCAGCGCUUAAACAAUCAUUAGCUAAUGCAGAAAAGUACAAACCACAGCUACUUCGCGAAAUGGAAAAGAAUGAAUGUAAGGUAGUAGAAUUGUUACGUCAGUUGGAUUUGCUAAAAAAGCUACAGAUGGAAGAAAGUGAGCGGGUGCAGGUCGAGAUGAAGGUAAAAACAGCUGAUUUGCGACAAGCCUUAUCUGCUGCAGAGGAAGGCAAAUUACAACUCGUAAGCGAACUCGAGAAUGGUAAAACUGAGCGAGAAGAUUUGAUUUGUCAGUUGGAGUUGCAAAAGAUACAGCAAAUAGAAGAACGGGAGCGUUUGCAGGCGGAGAUGCAGCAGAAAACUGCAGAGAUGCGACAAGCAUUAACUGAUGCAGAAAAAGACAAAUCACAACUCGUAGAUGAACUAAACCGUCUGAAGUCUGAUGCCAGUCUACGCACCGAAAUGCUUGAGAUGGUUUCGGCGCUACAACUAAAUUUAGAGCAAGAGAAGGAAAAAUCUGAAGAAAUCAAUUGUCAAUAUAUGCAGGUCAAAAAGCAGGCCGAUGAUCUUAAUAUGCAGUGUACAAAGUUGAUGCAGAAGCUGUCCGAUGAACGGACUGAUCUAUCCAAUCUUGAGAAGGAGCUUGUCGGCAAGGAAGCGAAACUGAAGGAGCUGAAUGCGCUGUACGAAGAGAGACAGAAGCAGUUCGAAAAGAGCUAUCAAGAUAACGAAAUACUCUCUGUGAAACUGUACAAGGCGCGCGCGGCACUGAAAGAGAAGGAGGACUCAUGGACAAAAGCACAGCAAGACAUGAAGAAGGCUAUGGAAGAGAAGCUGCGUGAUGCCAGGGUCGAGUUUGAUAGCACGAUGGAAAAGAUGAAGGAGCGAAUGAAAGAGCUGCAUAAAGAAGUUAAAACAAAGCUAGAAUGCGACAAUCAAGGAUUGGCAUUAACAGCUGAUGGCUACAAAAGGAAAGUUGACAAUCUUGAAAUACGAUGUAGCAAAUUACAGAAACAGCUUGCCGAAAUGAACGAACGAAAUCUAGAAGUUCGAAAGGAAAAUCAACAUUUGCAUAUCAAGUUAAAAACAUUGGAAGAGUUCGGUCAUGAUCGCAAGUCAUUAAUGCUACCAUCCCAGGCCAGUUUGAGAAGCAACCUAAGGAUGGAAGACGAGGAGGGUGAGCUAUUCAACAAUAUGUACCUGGCAGAUUUGAAGAGUGGACGCUGUGAAUCGCCGGGUCCGACAAACGGUGGUUUAGACCGGUACUCUGAACUUUCCCAGCGCAAUUCGAAACUUUUGCCACACUUGCGCACCAACUAUGUUGCACUCGCACCAGACUGUGAACCACCAUCGCACGACGACACCCGGGAUACCAUGUCAACCACAUUUGACGAUAGCUCUACUGGGUUGAUUACGCGCCGAAAGGUGAGCGGUAUCACGUCUUAUAAACGUCCCGGGCCACCCACACCGAGCAAGCGUGCCGGUCGGCUCUCGCUAAACGGUGGUCUGGCGGGUAAUGGUGGCGAGAUACAGUACAAGGAUGCACUGCGUGACACAAACGUGAAUGCUGCCACAGGAGGUGCCGGUUCCGGGACGGAACCAACCGGCAGUACACGGGCCGGGCGAACGAAAACGCCCGGUAAGUUCAAGCAGAUGAUCAGUUCAUCCAGCCUGCUGAACAAUUUUCAACGAGAUGAGAGCCACACUUCGGCGAUGCCCAACGCUGCUAGACGCGUACAGCAGUCGGUAAUGGAUAAGGUCCCGGACAUGCCAUCGAAAAGACCCAUCAGGUUAAAUGCCGUUGCCAAAUGCAAACGCUUCCAACGUAAAAUGUUGUUCGAUUCCAAUCGGUGCCUGGCCAUACAAGAUUGUGCUGUGGUAAGGGAUGAAAUUCGUCUACCGUUGGGUACCAUAUUGGAAUGGAAAGAGAAGUCUCUGGAAGAAGAUUACGUCCAGAGUCGCUCCGUAAGCAAGGCAAAUCCUUUAACACCUGUAACUACGGCUCCGUUGGCAAUGAGCAAGACGAUAUCUACCUUGACGGACAUUACUACUACUACGACCACUACACCGACGUUCGCUACAACCAAUCAUAUGGAGCUUGUGACUGCUCUCGCCGCAAACGACUACAACUUUAAGCAUCCGUAUGGCAGCAAUAGACAUAAUAUCCUUCGGAUGCAAGCACAAAGCCGCGAGAAACGUCGCCAGCUGUAUGAUGAAACGCGCAAAGUUGCACCCAAAGGCAUAGCACCCAUGGCUAUUGGAUCUCCCGCCAUUGGCGUUAAUGCACAUCACAGGGACGAACACGAUCUAGACUCUACCAGCGACAUCACUGUGUAUCACAGUUUCACAAGCGACAUAGACGACAGUUAUAUUCUACCACUGCCCAAGUACUCUGCCGGGACCGUUUCCACCCCUUACCAUACAUCAGCGGGUGAGCGUGACACCGGUACGCUACACUUGCUUCUUCUAUUGGCUUACUUUGGUUUUUUUGCGCAGAUCUUGUUCUGUCUCGGUAACUUUUCGGCUACGAUUCAUCCUCCGCACGAUGGACAAACCUAGCGAACCGUUUGCACCAACUCGUGCUCUUCAUGGAGAUAUUAUGCCAUUAUUUAUUUAGCUUUAGUCCAUAGUUAUUUCUCUAGUGAUAGAAAGUAGGUUUUCGUAUACUCUUAGCCUUAUGUAUGCACGUUAGUAAAGGAAUGGUGUUUUCUUAAUACCGCCGAAUAAAUCCGUCUUUAGUCACAUUGCCCGUA
Anopheles moucheti is the source of this 5909-nucleotide messenger RNA. It is a transcript of the gene mud, whose product is annotated as desmoplakin. The record is from RefSeq and is a predicted model, not a curated record. Bases 130 to 5715 code for a protein of 1861 amino acids. The transcript is spliced from 7 exons. Lineage: Eukaryota; Metazoa; Arthropoda; Insecta; Diptera; Culicidae.